UUAAACAGCGUUUAAGUUUUGUUUUCUUCAGAUUGUUUGCGGUCAAACUUGCACAAGUCGAUCGAGAUAAACGAAAGACUAAAGACUAAGACUCGUUUUAAAAAGGUUACUACUUUAUUAAACGUUCAGUUAUUAGCCGAGAGACUCGAGCUUCGUCUCGAAUGUUAAGCUAACGAAGCUAACACAGGGCGCUGAUGCGGGCCGAGCAUCAAGCUAGCGUUAGCUGAUUUAACCGCGGUGUUUUCAGCGUUUGGAUAAACGCCACGAACCCACUCUGUCGGUCACCUCGGGGAUGAGCUGCCCGGUGAACCUCCAGGCGCUGCCGUCUGCAGUUUUAGAAGCUGUUUUUACUCCAGAGAAUGUGAGAGGAAGAAGCUCGAUGAACUCUGUCACUCCGCUGAGUUUCCCCAAAUCCAGAUCAGCUCUGUGGGAUGGCAGCCCCGCAGGAGAAAAGCUCCGCCUCCAGCUCUGCUCUCACAGAAAGCCUCGGUUGGUGCUGCUGGAGAAAGCUCUGCGUCUGGCUCAGCGUCACGCUCGUCACAGCAACAAGCCCCUCGUCCACUGUUUCUUCCUGGGAUCAGUGUCUGUGGAUGCAGAUGAGGAGGGGGUCACCGUGACUCUGGACCGGUUCGAUCCGGGUCGGGACCAGGCUGGAGCUUCGGGCAGGGUUCCCUCUGCUCUGCUGCCUGGAGAUGUCCUUGUUCCCUGUUUGUUCUCCACACAGACUGAGACGCCGUCUGACGCUGUCAUCCAAUCAGAGGCUGAGCUACAUCACUGCUUCAAGGUGUUGCAGCAGAUUGUGAGCGGCAGACAGACUCUGGACGUCUCUCAGCUGAUGAAGGUGAGAGGUCGUGUUGUCUGCUCUCUGCAGGCUGACGCCGCAGCGUUCAGCCUCGGCUGGUCGUCCGUCUGUCCGUCUGUCAGCGUGGACGUUCAGCCGGUCCGAGCCGUCCCCGUCAUCCCAACGGCUCUGCUGAGGAGCCUGGUCAGCAUCAAUCGACCGCAUGCCGCCAACCGACAGAGAGGGUUUCUGACGAUGGAUCAGACCAGAAAACUCCUCCUGCUGCUGGAGUCUGAUCCUAAAGCCUCGAACCUGCCGCUGGUCGGGCUUUGGCUGAGUGGAGUCACACACGUCUACAACCCUCAGGUGUGGGCCUGGUGUCUGAGGUUCCUGUCUAGCUCCACCCUCCAGGACAGAGUUUUUUCAGAGAGCCGCUGUUUCCUGCUCGUUCUGUUCGGUUCCACCCACAGAGCUCCUCAGUUCUUCCAGUGUCAAGGACCAGGACCGCAGCUGGACUACCAGCUGCUGACGGCCUCCCAGAAUGUCACACUGUUCCAGCAGGUCCGGUCUGUGGAGGGUCAGACUCUGCAGUGUGAUCUGGGUCCAGAGGAUCACAGCAGACAGAUGGAGAUCUUCAGAGAGGCUCAGAGCUCCUUCAGCAGCGGCGCUCCCCCAGUCGCCGGUCUGUCUGUCAGUGAUCAGGACUCUGGAGUCGAGGAUGAAGACCUGUCUCCACGACCGUCCCCGAGCCCCCACCCUCCCGCUCAGCAGACUCGGAGAGUUCAGCCGUCAGUUCCUGAACUUUCUCUGCUGAUUGACAGCAGCUUCACCACCAACCAGGAGGGCUCCACCCUCAGACCUCCUCCUCCUCCUCCACCUGCAGCUGACAGGACAUCUGCUCCAUCAGCCGGCUCCACCCUCAGACCUCCUCCUCCUCCUCCUCCUGCAGCUGACAGGACAUCUGCUCCAUCAGCCGGCUCCACCACCACCUCCUCUGUUCCCAGACCUCCUGCUUCCUCUCACCUCCACAGCACCCCCAACUCCAACCUGCAGCAGCCCUGCACCUGCUGCACCACCCACACCUACGACUGCACCUCCAUCUUCUCCUCCCCAGGACUCCACCCAGCUGCUGCUCCUCCUCCACCUGCUGCAUCCUCCCCUCAUCACACUCCUCACCCUCCCUCUAGUCUCCACCCUGCUCCUCCUCCACUUCCCUCUGCUCACUGCCAUUUCCACACUCCACCUUUCAGCAACCAUCCAACUACUCCUUCUGUGCCUCCUUCCUCACGUCGCAGCACUCCUCUGUCCUCCCAUCACCAUACUCCACCUCCCCUCUCCAACCACCCACCUGUCCCUUCAGCUCCUCCUCCUUCUCACAGCCCUUCCUCUCAUUUCUCCAAUCACCACCAUCAUACUCCUCCUCCUACUCAUCCUUCUCCUUCCUCUCCCCUCCUCCCCUCUCCCCCCUGUCCUCCUGCUGUCCGGUGUUGUGGUGAUUCCCCCUCUCCUCAUCCAUCCCAUCCUGCGGCAGCAGCAGCAGACCCUGCGCCUCCCCCCUGGUUCCCCCGUCCCUCCUGUGUGAAUCAGUGCUGUGAGCAGGUGGGGGCUGUCCUACCGACAGACACCUACCAGCUCCUCCUCCAUCAGGACCGACAGCUGCGCCUCCUGCAGGCUCAGGUCCAGAUGUUGCUGGAGGCUCAGGGGAAACUUCAGUCCUCUGGUCAGCAGGUCAACACUGAGACACCCAGGAGCACCGCCAGCAUCGCUGUGGGGACAGGUGCCAGUCUGUUCUGGGGGGAUCCCGUCGAGCCCAUCCUUCAUCACGAGGUACAGGCUCCUCCGCCCUCCUCACCCACACCUCCCCCCUCAUCCUCUCCCUCCUCUGUCAGCAGGCCUGUGGGUGGAGCUGAGGACAAUGACCUCACAGGUCAGGAGGCUGCAGUGUCCUCCUCCGGUCAGCACAGCGGUCUGCAGAGUCCAGUUCUUGGAGAGAGUGUCAGCAUGUACAGACCUGCAGACGACCAGCAGAGCUUCUAUCAGGACCUCAUGAAUCAGCUGACCAGUCGUCUCCAGGAGUCAGACGGCAGACAGGAAGUAGAAGAGGAGCAGCCCAGGAGGAAGAGUCUGUCUGUGGUUUCUGGCCACUCCCAGUCAUCCCAGUCAUCCCAGUCAUCCCAGUCAUCAAGGAGGAAGCAGCAGAGUCGUGGAGACCCGGUGGUCAGCGCCACCGUGCGACAGCUGCAGCUGCUCGGGGCUGAUGUGACCGAAGAAGAUGUGACAGAGUCCAACAGAAGAAUCCACCAAACUGUAGAGAGCAGCAGCACUCUGGCGAGCAUCAAUCCAGCGGCGGUUCUGUCCAGACUGAGCGUGUCCGAGCCGACGGUCAGCGCUUUGUUCCCAGGAAGCAGCGUGGAUCUGAGUUUGGAGGCCAACGCCAUCGCCCUGCGCUACCUGAGCGACUCUCAGCUCAGCAGACUGUCUCUGGGUGGCUGCGCCCCCUUUCAAGGCCCUACAUCUUCUAAUGACUCCGUGCUGUCGCCUAGCAACAUGUCUCUGGCCACCAGGAAGUACAUGAGGAGGUAUGGCCUGAUUGAAGAAGAGGAGGAGGAGGAGGAGGAAGUCGAUGUUCGGGAGACUUUGUCUCACCCGCCGCUGACUGAAGCUCAUGUGAAGCUCCUCCCACAGAGUCAGCUGAUCCGAGACCUGCGGCCCAAAAUGCAGCUUUUAGCCGUCGGCACGGAACCAAACACAGCCAACAAGGAGAACUGCGCCCACAGGCGGCCAUCUUUGGUUAGGGCGAGCAGCCGUCAGACAGAGGGAUCAGUGGGAAACAUCCUGGACCUGAGCCGCCUGAGACAGCUGCCCAAACUCUUCUGAUCCUCUGAAAUCUGCUGGAAGCUUUUAAAAGUACUCUUUUUAUUUUUUAAGUGGAGUCUGGUGUGUCUGAAGUGCUCCGUGUGACUCAGGUCCUGGUCUCACUGGAUACCUGCCGUCUUCAGUCAGGACAGGCUGUCAGCUGGAGGUUUGGUCUGUCAGUGUGGACACGCCACUGGUCUGAUUCCCGUCCUGGUUUUACUGCAGUCUGCCACCUUUAGUUUACUCUCUCUGCUUGUAUCAGACGUUUGUUCAUGAAGUGUGUGACUGAUUUUCUCUUCACUUGUUGUUUUUAUGUGGAUUCUCUCUUGCACAGAUUUUUUUAAAAAUAUUUAUGAUUCUACAAAUAAAAUUCAGAAUACUUUUACACA
Messenger RNA from Chelmon rostratus (copperband butterflyfish), 4026 nucleotides. RefSeq names its product STIL centriolar assembly protein (gene stil). Gene Ontology annotation, cellular component: centrosome; centriole. The transcript is spliced from 16 exons. Gene Ontology annotation, biological process: mitotic spindle organization; protein localization to centrosome; centrosome duplication. Lineage: Eukaryota; Metazoa; Chordata; Actinopteri; Chaetodontiformes; Chaetodontidae. The coding region runs from base 293 to 3658 and encodes 1121 amino acids. The record is from RefSeq and is a predicted model, not a curated record.